This is a messenger RNA of Puma concolor (puma), 1413 nucleotides long. NCBI's taxonomy places the organism in Eukaryota, Metazoa, Chordata, Mammalia, Carnivora, Felidae. The record is from RefSeq and is a predicted model, not a curated record.
CGUCUGAGGCUGCGCGCCGCGAGGAGUUCCCACGGUCCUGCCGCCCGCCGCUGCCGCCGCCUCCGCGGUCGGUCUGCUGCAGGUUCCUGCCGUUGAACUCUGAGGCACAGAAUGAUUUGGGAAGGAGCUGUGUUGCUCAGCGUGGUCCUGGGAAUCGGUGCUGUUCCCAUGGAUGAUCCCGAGGAUGGGGGCAAGCACUGGGUGGUGAUUGUCGCAGGUUCAAAUGGCUGGUAUAAUUAUAGGCACCAGGCGGAUGCAUGCCACGCCUACCAGAUUGUUCACAGAAACGGGAUUCCUGAUGAACAGAUCAUUGUGAUGAUGUAUGAUGACAUUGCCAACUCUGAAGACAACCCCACGCCAGGAAUCGUGAUCAACAGACCCAAUGGCUCGGACGUGUACGCGGGGGUCCUGAAGGACUACACCGGCGAGGAUGUGACCCCAGAAAAUUUCCUUGCUGUGUUAAGAGGUGAUGAAGAAGCAGUGAAGGGCAAAGGAUCUGGAAAGGUCUUGAAGAGCGGCCCCCGGGAUCAUGUGUUCGUUUACUUCACCGAUCAUGGAGCUACUGGAAUACUGGUGUUUCCUAAUGACGACCUUCACAUAAAGGAUCUGAAUAAGACCAUCCAGUACAUGUACAAACACAAAAUGUACCAAAAGAUGGUGUUCUACAUCGAAGCCUGUGAGUCUGGGUCCAUGAUGCGCCACCUGCCCUCCGACAUCAAUGUUUACGCGACCACGGCUGCCAACCCCACCGAGUCGUCCUAUGCCUGUUACUAUGAUGAGAAGAGGUCCACGUACCUGGGGGACUGGUACAGCGUCAACUGGAUGGAGGACUCGGAUGUGGAGGACUUGACCAAAGAGACCCUCCACAAGCAGUACCAGCUGGUGAAAUCCCACACCAACACCAGCCACGUCAUGCAGUAUGGAAACAAGUCGAUCUCUUCCAUGAAGGUGAUGCAGUUUCAGGGUAUGAAACACAAAGCCAGUUCUCCCAUCUCCCUGCCUCCGGUCAAGGACCUUGACCUCACCCCAAGCCCUGAGGUGCCCCUCACCAUCAUGAAAAGGAAGCUGAUGAGCACCAAUGAUCUUCAGGAGUCCAGGAAGCUCGUGGAGAAGAUCCACAGGCAUCUGGACGCUAGGCAUGUCAUUGAGAAGUCAGUGCAAAAGAUCGUCUCCUUGAUUGCGAGGUCCGGUGCUGAGGCAGAGGGGCUGCUGUCUGAGAGGGCCGAGCUCACGGCGCACGACUGCUACCAGGCAGCCGUGUCUCACUUCCGCACACACUGCUUCAACUGGCACUCACCCACGUACGAGUAUGCUUUGAGACAUCUGUACGUGCUGGUCAACCUUUGUGAAAAACCUUAUCCGAUUGACAGAAUAAAAUUGUCCAUGGACAAGGUGUGCCUUCAUUACUACUGA